Molecule: messenger RNA, 4319 nt
Organism: Dromiciops gliroides (monito del monte)
Lineage: Eukaryota; Metazoa; Chordata; Mammalia; Microbiotheria; Microbiotheriidae
Gene: PLAGL1
Product: PLAG1 like zinc finger 1
Exons: 6
Coding region: 1067-2485 (472 amino acids)
Molecular function (GO): DNA-binding transcription activator activity, RNA polymerase II-specific
Source: RefSeq, a predicted model, not a curated record
GGCGGCCCCAGCUGGCUUGUUUCGCUUGAGUAGGUGCGGGCGCAGCUUCCCCCUCUCCGCCGCUCCCCCCUCCCCCGCCCGGAAGGCGGACGGGCGGGGGGGAGGCGCGAGCUGCUCACCCAUCCCCGGGGCGGGCGGCGCGCGAGGUUGCGCGAGGAGCCGCGGCCGCGAGAAGCCCCUCUCAGGUGGGGGCGUGCAUGCCUGCUAAGUGUCUUUCUUCGCUUCCUCUCCGGCGGAGUCAGUGGCGGGGGACGCUGAAAGCUCAAGCCCAGGGAGAGACUGGAUUUGUGAGUUCAUCCUGCAGUAGUUGAUGGCUUAUGUGUUUUAAGCCAGGAAGAAACCAUGCCAUAGGAUGAGAAUAAAAAAAUGGAACCUUUACACAAGAAUUCCAAGGUUUAGGGUUUACAUCUCUUUGGUUCAGACACGAGGACCAGACAAUUGCUACAACACCAGAUGAUCGCUUGAGAGUCCCCGAAACUUUUCACAGGGUUGCAAGAAUAUUGAGGGUACUGAUUGUCCUGUACUUUUAGCCUAGGAGGGCUAAGAGAAAGCUAAAGCUAAGGAGAGUGAGGACUGCAGCCAAAGCCUUAUCAGAAAAUAGUGCUUCACAGACCACCUCACAGCUGAACUAAAUACAGGUUUACUACUUGUGCCUGUCUCAUCUUACCUACCUCACUUCCUUUUUGGAUGGAAAUGAAAAUUGGGAACCAACCAAAUAAAAUCUGGUGAUACUUGGAAAUGCUCCAGCUGUAGUGAUGAGUUUAGCGAUUUCACACCAUGGGAAUCUCACCUGUGCCUCAGUAAACACAGACUAUCAGCCACCAACUAAAGAUUGCCUAAGAAGCUGGGACUUGGAAGACUAAAAAAAGCAAAGCAAAAGAAACAUAGAGGUACAAACCUAGGCAAAAAUUAUUCGCCGAGAACCUUGGUGCCAUCUCUUUUGGCCUCAAGCUUAUGUAGCUCCUUUGGUUUAGUUAGCUUAUACAGUACUGUUCUUCCACUUGUGCCUAAAUGGGACAACAACCCAGGAGCCAGACUGAAGACGAAGGGGUGAGAAGCAAAGUCCAUGGCAACUUACCCUUGCCAAUUAUGUGGGAAGAUACUCCUUACCCUGGAAAAAUUCACUAUCCACACUUACUCCCACACAGGGGAACGUCCUUACAAGUGCUUGCAGCAAGGCUGUGCAAAAGGGUUCAUUUCCAAAUAUAAGCUCAUCAGGCACAUGGCCACCCAUUCACCACAGAAAUCCCAUCAGUGCGUUCACUGUGAGAAGACAUUCCACCGGAAAGACCACCUGAAGAAUCAUCUCCAGACUCAUGAUCCGAACAAAAUGGCCUUUGGGUGUGAUGAGUGUGGGAAGAAGUAUAACACCAAGCUGGGCUACAAGCGGCAUUUGGCCCUCCAUGCGGCCAGCAGUGGAGACCUCACAUGCCGGGUUUGUGCCCUAGAGCUGGGGAGCACCGAAGUGUUGCUGGAUCAUCUCAAGGCCCACACUGGGGGAAAACCCCCUAAUGGAGCCAAGGAGAAGAAGCAUCAGUGCGACCAUUGUGAGAGAUGCUUCUACACUCGGAAGGAUGUUCGGCGCCACCUGGUGGUCCACACAGGCUGCAAAGACUUCCUUUGUCAGUUCUGUGCCCAGCGAUUUGGGCGAAAAGACCAUCUUACUCGACAUACCAAGAAAACGCACUCACAGGAGCUGAUGAAAGACCAGCCGCAAAAUGGAGAUCUGCUGGGCUCACUCAAUCCACAUUCUCCUCCAUUUCAGCUCAAAGAAGGGGCUGCUGGGUUAUCACCUUUUCCUUUAGGGGUCUGUGUACAGAAUGGAUUUGGGAAUAGCUUGCAGGCGGACAUACAAGACAACACACCUGGUCCCUAUGAACAAAGCCUACAACACUCACAACCACUUCCAGAUUCUCUAGCAGCCAUCCCGCCUUCAGCAUCUCCAGGCUCACCUUCUUGUAACCUUCAGCACCCUGAAUAUGACCCAAGCUCUACCUCAUACUCACCACUCACCCACCCCAAAAUUCUGCCCCUCAAAACAGGUUCAAAGGGAUUCUGCAAUAUGAACCUCCUUGAGGAAUUGUCUUUGCAAGAGCCUCACUCAGCAGCCAGAAUUAGCCCAGACCUCGAUCUGGCUAAGGGGGUUGUGGACAGAUUAAAUGUUAACAAGGAAAUAGUGAUGUCUGCUGAUGCUAUGAACAGGGCAUCAUCAUCACCUGCCUCUUUGGAUAUCUCACACGUCCUGGGGUUUUGGCAGCUGCCUCCCUCCCUCACCCAAAAUGUCCAUGGGAACAGCACUAUGCCGCUGGGACCCAGGGAAUCACUACCCCAUAGACUAAGCUGUCUUGGGCAACAGCCACAAGAACCACAGCUAGCCAUGGGCAGUGUGACUCUCAAUCAGCUACAUCUUCCUCACAUUCCUCACACUUUCCCUGCCAGCCCCAGCUCUGCUAUCCUGCCUCAUUUUCACCAUGCAUUCAGAUGACUUCUAUUUUAAAAGAGUACUUUUCUGUCCUAGAAAAGGUUUCAAGCAGCGAAGCCAUGUGUUUGAAAGGCCAGCUAUAAUGCAAGAUUAGAAAAACAGGAUUAUCUGCACAAGGGUGACUGCUUCAUGUCACAGAAUUCUGAAAAAGACACAUAAAACCAACCAACUGCAUGUUUCGUGCCAAUCUGCCAUGAGUGUUCAUGCUUUGUACCAAAUUUUAUAUUGAGUAUUUUAUAGUGGAACGGCAAAUACUGCCGUGACAGGCAUACAAAAUGAGGGCUGCUAUAUAAGUAUGGGCCAUGGGGAAAUUAACUUCAAGCCAUGCAUCAUAGUAAAGAUGAUAUACAAAUAGUGACCAUUUUUAUAUGGCUUCUAGGUGGACCACUACAUGAACAAGGGCCCUACCUAGUAAAUGAACUUUGGGAAACUUCUGAUUUCUUCAAGUUGAGAAGAUGGAAUGCUUCUUUUUCUUUCUCUUAAUAAAAAUAAAAUAACUUUAUGGGGAUUAAAUUUAACUAGGCUGUGGACUUCAGUCUACUUCAGCAGUUCAGGGAUUUUUCUGUCUUCAGGGUUGGAAAUAGUUAGUUACUACUGCCAUAGCAAAAUGAAAAUCUUACAAAAAAACCAAACAGCUUCUUAUAGAAAGUUCUUUGUUUUUUAAAAAAAAGAAACCAACAUUUUUAUUUAGUUUCCAUCUUCAACAGAAUGACAAGGAUAUUUUGUUGACUCCCCUAGUUUCUCUUAAAGACCUAAAUGAUUAUUUAGACAAAUUCAGCAGGAAAAGUCCCUGUGGACUGAUUCUUGGUUAGAAUUUCUGAUGUUGUGCAAAAAAUGCACAGGUCAGUCAAGAAAGACAUUUGCUGAUUUCAAGAAUUAUUAUUAUUAUUUCAGUAGGAAUAUGAAAUUACUUUGUCUCAAAGAAAACCCCUUGUUCAAGAUCUUUAUUUGAUAAGUUGGGCUUUAAAUAUUACUGUACCUAGGAUCCUAAAUGCUGUUUUUCAACACAUAAUAAAUGCAAUAUUUUUCAAUUCUUAAAAAAUAUACAUUUAUUUGAAGUCACGUUCUGAUCUUUACUCAUCCCUCCCCUUGCAUUUAUGUUUUCUAAAUGUGAAUUACUAAUCCAAUUUGGCCUUUAAAAAUCCUAUUCUUUGAACUUUAUGUCCAAAUAAAAGAAGUAAAACAGUAAUUUUAUUUUUACCAAAAAAGAAUGUUAUUUAAUGUGAAGGAGAAAAUGUACUUUGGAUUUAGUAGGUUCUUUUUGUUUCUGAAAUGGUUAUUUUAACAUUUUAAUUUUAGAUAUAUCAAAAGUGCAUAAACAAACUUUAAAAAUAGAGGUAUAGCAAAAGACUCCCAGCUUAGGAAUGAAGGUUUUGCUGUGGGACAUUAGGAAAAUAACUUAUUUUUUGUUAGGAAAAUAAGCUAUUUUCAGCUUCAGUUUCUUCAUCUGAAAAAUGAAAGGGUUGGACAAAAUAAUUUCUAGGGUUCUUUCAGCUAUAAAGUUAUAUAAUAAUAUCCAUUUACUAUAAAAUAUCACAGUUUCUCCUAUUCUCUCCCCCUCUUCCAUGCCCCCUUCCCCUCUCCCUCCAUAUAUAUAUAUUUACUUCUCUGAAGACAUAAUAGUCUAAAAAGGUGUCAUAGUCCAUAAGAGUUUUCCAGGUAUGGAUUGGUUUUUAAAAUACCGUUUAUAAUAUUGUCUAAAGUUUUGUUUCUGGCAUGAAUUAGUAAUUUAUAGAUAUCCAUAUUUGGAAUAUUAUUAAAGUGCCAUUUCCCAUUAUUCUGUCAUGAUUUAGCAUUAUUUACCACAUGUUAACUAAGAGGAUCAAAGAGUUCAUAA